AGAGAGAGAGAGAGUGUGAUUAAAUAAAAAAAAUAUAAACUUUGUACCGUGUUGUAGCUUGUAGUAAGAAAAGAAGAGAGGUGAAAAUAAAAAAAAACACAAAUACAAGAAUGAUGAGAGACUUGUCGUUCGGCGACUUGACCAAAUCUUAAUCAGAGCUCUUAACUGUUUCUUCAUUGACAUAUAGAAAGAUCAUAAGUUGCGAGCAAGAGACCAUUCUUUCUUUCAACUUUUAUUAAUAUUCUAUAGCAUUUGUUAAUUGAUCUUCUUCUUCUUCUUCCUCAUCCCUUCGAUUACUUUUAAUUUAUAAAAAAAUAACUAUAUAAUCAGGUUGAUCCCUCCUUUUAGAUCUACAAGUGAGAAAUUUCAACUACCACUAAAGAUUUCAUCUUGCAAAAGUGCCUUCUUCUUCUUCACUGAUCCAUAUUGUGUGUGCAAGUUCUUAUGUUGUGUUACAUUCGAAUGAGAUGAGGAGGGAUGCUAUCUGCCUUGAUGAACUUCCUCAAUGCCUGUCUCUGGCCCCACUCCGAUUCAGCCUCAGUUUCUUCUGGCGGCGGCGGCCGUCAAGAGGGUCUCUUGUGGUACAGAGACUCCGGUCAUCACGUCUUUGGUGACUUCUCCAUGGCCGUUGUUCAAGCCAACAACUUGCUCGAGGACCAGAGCCAGCUCGAGUCUGGCCCUCUUAGCACCAACGGCUCUGCUGGUCCUUACGGCACAUUUCUUGGCGUCUACGAUGGCCACGGCGGCCCUGAGACUUCCCGCUUCAUCAAUGAUCAUAUGUUCAACCAUCUCAAGAGAUUUGCUGCGGAGGAACAGUGUAUGUCACCGGAAGUGAUAAAGAAAGCCUUCCAAGCGACUGAAGAAGGCUUCCUAUCCAUAGUCACCAAUCAGUUCCAGACCAGGCCUCAAAUAGCCACCGUUGGCUCAUGCUGCCUUGUCACCGUCAUCUGCGACGGGACGCUCUACGUGGCCAACGCGGGUGACUCACGUGCCGUGCUGGGACAAGUCAUGAAGGCAACCGGCGAUGUUCACGCCACUCAGCUCUCGGAUGAGCACAAUGCGUCUAUAGAGUCAGUGCGAAGGGAGCUUCAGGCCCUGCAUCCGGACCAUCCGGAUAUAGUGGUUCUGAAGCAUAACGUUUGGAGAGUAAAAGGAAUCAUUCAGGUUUCAAGAUCCAUUGGGGAUGUGUAUCUGAAACGGUCGGAGUUCAACAGGGAACCGCUGUACGCGAAAUUCAGACUGAGGGCACCGUUCAGCAGGCCGUUACUGAGUGCAGAGCCGGCGGUGACGGUGCAUAGGCUGAAGGAGCAGGACAAGUUUAUAAUAUGUGCGUCAGAUGGACUAUGGGAACAUAUGAGUAACCAAGAAGCAGUAGAGAUGGUGCAGAACCAUCCGCGUAACGGGAUAGCAAAGAGGCUGGUGAAAGUGGCGCUACAAGAAGCGGCGAAGAAGAGAGAGAUGAGAUACUCAGACCUGAAGAAGAUAGAGAGAGGGGUGCGAAGGCAUUUCCACGAUGAUAUAACGGUGAUUGUUGUGUUCUUGGAUGCAAAGCCUGGUGAGGUGAAAGGACCGGCGGUGUCAGUGAAAGGCGCGGGUGUGAGCAUUCCCAAGAAAACAUAGGCGCCUUGCUAGCUGCUACCAACACGCCCACUCUCAAGCUGCUUUGACUCCAACGUUUUAUGAUGACCAAAGAAGUGUAAACUAAUGAAUGAAUUAUUGUGAUUGAAAAAUGAAGUGGUAGUUUUGUUUCCUUUUGUUAGUGACUGGAGAAAGAAAGACACAAAAAAAAAAACAGAAUUAUUACUUUUGAAUAACGCUCUCUCUGUUUUCUUCUGUAAAAUCAAAGAUGAAGAUGGUUGCCAAA
Brassica rapa (field mustard) is the source of this 1864-nucleotide messenger RNA. RefSeq names its product probable protein phosphatase 2C 64. Gene Ontology annotation, molecular function: protein serine/threonine phosphatase activity; cation binding. Lineage: Eukaryota; Viridiplantae; Streptophyta; Magnoliopsida; Brassicales; Brassicaceae. The record is from RefSeq and is a predicted model, not a curated record. Gene Ontology annotation, biological process: protein dephosphorylation.